UCCUUCAUCAAAUUAAACCCACCGAUCCUUUACAUUCUCACCUAUACCGGCUAUACAUAUAUAUAUAUAGCCUUAACAAUUAAGUUUCGAAAACAUAAUAUAAUCAUGGCUCAAGUCAUGAAUUUCCUCGUCGUCGCCGUGUUUUGUAUUCUUGCAAUUUCGUGCGAUUGCUUCAAUCCUAAAGUGUUUAAUAUCUCAAAACCCAAAUCUGAAUUAACCUCAGCUGUUUGGUCUGCCGCCAGCGCAACAUGGUACGGGGAUGCCAAUGGUGCAGGAAGCGACGGAGGAGCUUGUGGAUACACAAACAGCGUAGAGGAGUCGCCUCUCUAUUCAAGAAUAUCAGCAGGAGCCUCGGCUCUAUUCAAAAAGGGUGAAGGCUGUGGAGCUUGUUACCAGGUGAAAUGUGUUCCGAGUGAUAAUGCAGCAUGCUCAGGAAAUCCGGUAACGGUUGUUAUCACUGAUGAGUGCCCAUCAGGGGGAGUGUGUGCAACAGACUCCAGCCAUUUUGAUUUGAGUGGCACUGCUUUUGGAGGCCUGGCUUUACCUGGCAAAGCCGAUACUCUUCGAAAUGCUGGAGAACUCAAAAUUCAAUAUCAAAGGUUUGCAUGCGCAUAUCCCAAGGGAGUAGAGCUGAAAUUUGGGGUGGACAGUGGUUCCAACCCCAACUACCUGGCUGUAUUGAUCGAAUACGUGAGUGGAGACGGAGAGCUGAGUGGUGUUCAACUCAAACAAGGCGGUUCUGGGAACAGCAGCAGCACUUGGGCAAGCAUGACGAGAUCAUGGGGUGCUGUCUGGAAGUACGACUGCCCUGCCCCUGGCCUCGUUCCACCAAUCACUCUCAAACUCAUUGAUGCCUCUGGGAAGUAUCUCAUCGCCCCCAAUGUCAUUCCUACUGGUUGGAAAGCUGGACAAACCUAUCGAUCUGCAACUGCUGCUUUUGUAUCACCUUAAAAUAUUAUACUACAUUAAUUAAUUAAUUAAAAUACUCCAUCCUAGCCGGCCAGCCAGCCUACAAGUCAAGCAAUAAUCAUAUCCUUGUAGUAAGGAUAUAUGUAUAAUGUAAUCCUAUUUCGUAUACUGCCAUGAUACAAUUAAUAAUCUGAACUGACGUUG
Cuscuta campestris is the source of this 1113-nucleotide messenger RNA. The record is from the annotation of a GenBank genome assembly. NCBI's taxonomy places the organism in Eukaryota, Viridiplantae, Streptophyta, Magnoliopsida, Solanales, Convolvulaceae.